This is a messenger RNA of Pteronotus mesoamericanus, 2120 nucleotides long. It is a transcript of the gene CANT1, whose product is annotated as calcium activated nucleotidase 1. Gene Ontology annotation, molecular function: calcium ion binding; UDP phosphatase activity; GDP phosphatase activity. The record is from RefSeq and is a predicted model, not a curated record. NCBI's taxonomy places the organism in Eukaryota, Metazoa, Chordata, Mammalia, Chiroptera, Mormoopidae. Gene Ontology annotation, biological process: proteoglycan biosynthetic process. The coding region runs from base 255 to 1493 and encodes 412 amino acids. The transcript has 4 exons.
UCACAACUGUGCGCAAAUGGUAAGUUCAGGCUGUGUCCUGAGUCAUUGCCGUAACGUGGAAGGGUGGCAGACACCCUGGAAGGACAUCGCAGGGCCUGGGAAGCCAAAUGGCAGUCCCUCCGCACAGGGGGACACGAUGCCACCCUCCAGAGAACAGAGAAGCCACCUAGAAAACGAGAUAGGACAAGCUAUACCGUGAGCUGAAAAAUGACAAACAUUAUUUAAACACACGUUCUAAAAAAAGACUUAAGUACAUGGAAAGACAAAGUCCCGCUGGCUCUUCGUUCGCGCGCCCGCCGGCCCCCCCACCCCAGGAAUGGAGUGAGUCUAUGCACAGCCUCUGGAUAAGCGUGGGGGGCCGUCCCAUGCUGGGGUCCAUGACCAAGGCCGCGGACCCCCGCUUCCGCCCCCGCUGGAAGGUGAUCCUCCCGUCCUUCGUGGGCGCUGCCUUCCUCUGGCUCCUCUACUCCCACCGCCCGGCCCCAGGCAGGCCCCCCGUGCCCGGCCCCCACCACUGGAGGCUCAGCCGGACGCCCGCGGCGCGGUACAAUGACACCUACCCGCUGUCUGCCCCCCAGAGGAUGCUGGGCGGCACCCGGUACCGAAUCGCACUCAUUGCCGACCUGGACACGGAGUCAAAGGCCAAAGAGGAAAACACCUGGUUCAGUUACCUAAAGAAGGGCUAUCUGACCCUGUCCGACAGUGGGGACAAGGUGACCGUGGAGUGGGACAAAGGGCACAGCGUCCUGAAGUCCCACCUGGCUGAAAACGGGCGGGGCAUGGAGCUGUCCGACCUGAUUGUCUUCAACGGGAAGCUCUACUCGGUGGACGACCGCACAGGGGUUGUCUACCAGAUCGAAGGCACCAAGGCUGUGCCCUGGGUGAUCCUGCCCGACGGCGAUGGAACCGUGGCCAAAGGCUUCAAAGCUGAGUGGCUGGCGGUGAAGGACGAGCACCUUUACGUGGGCGGCCUGGGCAAGGAGUGGACCACUGCCACGGGGGAGGUGCUGAACGAGAACCCGAAGUGGGUGAAAGUGGUGGGCUUCCGCGGCAGCGUGGACCACGAGAGCUGGGUGUCCAGGUACAACGCGCUGCGGGCCGCCGCUGGGGUCCACCCGCCAGGCUACCUCAUCCACGAGUCCGCCUGCUGGAGCGACACGCUGCAGCGCUGGUUCUUCCUGCCGCGCCGGGCCAGCCACGAGCGCUACAACGAGAAGGACGACGAGCGCAAGGGCACCAACCUGCUCCUGAGCGCCAGCCCGGACUUCAGGGACGUCUCCGUCAGCCGCGUCGGGGAGCUCGUCCCCACGCACGGCUUCUCCUCCUUCAAGUUCAUCCCCAACACGGACGACCAGGUCAUCGUGGCCCUCAAGUCCGAGGAGGACAGCGGCAAGAUCGCCAGCUACAUCAUGGCCUUCACGCUGGACGGGCGCAUCCUCCUGCCGGAGACCACGGUUGGCAGUGUGAAGUUCGAAGGGGUAGAAUUCAUCUGAAUUUAAAAACUUAACACAUCAGGCAAGGCCGAGGACGACGGUUGAAGCUGCCGUACAUCAGGACUCAGGUUUUAUCGAAGCAGAGGACUGCCCUUUCCUGGCGUUUUUGCUCUCUUUCUGUCCGGAACUCCGAGGUGUGUGUCGGCUUAGAGGCCUUCCUGGCAGGGAGUGUGCGCAGCGCGGGGGGCCUUCCCAGAGCCAGCGGCGCGGUGGCUGCACAGCCCUCUGCACUGCCACCUGGUGGCAGAGGCUGGUCAUUGCGGCACCGCAGCCUCGGGCCCCGCCUCUGGUGCCCUCCCUCCGGCCUGACCUCCCUUUCUUUUCUUGCCAUUGUUCUCUUGUUCAAUAAAUAGUCUUUAAGCUUCUACCAUGUGUCAAGCACUGUGCCCCCUGGGAACACUGCGGUGACUGUGAGUGCACCUGUCCCUCUGGGACUCCAGGCCCUCCUCUUCCUCCUCCCCCCGAACCUUGGGCACCGAAGCCACCCCUCCAGCCUGGAGAAGACCUGUUGACACUGUGGGAUGUUCCAGGGCUGAGCACACAGGCAGGCCUCCGGGAGCGCGUCCCCCCAGAAUCUUGCAGGAAGGGUCACUAGCCCACCCAUUUGUCCCUAAACCUCACAUUAAA